AAAGGAUGCAAACAGUCUACGGAUGCUAGAGAAAAAGGGGUGGGGGAGAGAUUACCUCAUCCCACGUCGUUUGCACCAAUCACCAGUCUCCUGUCAUGGCUUCUCUGGGCAGAUUGGGGGUCUGGACCAACAGGAAAAGGCCCCGGCCCAUCCCCAUGGUGACCGAGUUGUAUAUAUGGAGCCACAUCCGCCCAUGUGCCGCAGGUUCUCUUACAUCGACCGCCUAAGAGUCGCGCUGUAAGAAGCAACAACCUUCUCCUCGUCUCCGCCAUCUGCUCGGCAGUCGCGAAGCAGCAACCAUGCGUGAGUGCAUCUCCAUCCAUGUUGGCCAGGCUGGUGUCCAGAUUGGCAAUGCCUGCUGGGAGCUCUACUGCCUGGAACACGGCAUCCAGCCCGAUGGUCAGAUGCCGAGUGACAAGACCAUUGGGGGAGGAGAUGACUCCUUCAACACCUUCUUCAGUGAGACGGGCGCUGGCAAGCAUGUGCCCCGGGCCGUGUUUGUAGACUUGGAACCCACGGUCAUUGAUGAAGUUCGCACUGGCACCUACCGCCAGCUCUUCCACCCUGAGCAACUCAUCACAGGCAAGGAAGAUGCUGCCAAUAACUAUGCCCGAGGGCACUACACCAUUGGCAAGGAGAUCAUUGACCUCGUGUUGGACCGAAUUCGCAAGCUGGCUGACCAGUGCACAGGUCUCCAAGGCUUCUUGGUUUUCCACAGCUUUGGUGGGGGAACUGGUUCUGGGUUCACCUCCCUGCUCAUGGAACGUCUCUCAGUUGAUUAUGGCAAGAAGUCCAAGCUGGAGUUCUCCAUUUACCCAGCGCCCCAGGUUUCCACAGCUGUAGUUGAGCCCUACAACUCCAUCCUCACCACCCACACCACCCUGGAGCACUCUGAUUGUGCCUUCAUGGUAGACAAUGAGGCCAUCUAUGACAUCUGUCGUAGAAACCUUGAUAUUGAGCGUCCAACCUAUACUAACCUGAAUAGGUUAAUAGGUCAAAUUGUGUCCUCCAUCACUGCUUCCCUGAGAUUUGAUGGAGCCCUGAAUGUUGACCUGACAGAAUUCCAGACCAACCUGGUGCCCUACCCCCGCAUCCACUUCCCUCUGGCCACAUACGCCCCUGUCAUCUCUGCUGAGAAAGCCUAUCAUGAACAGCUUUCUGUAGCAGAGAUCACCAAUGCUUGCUUUGAGCCAGCCAACCAGAUGGUGAAAUGUGACCCUCGCCAUGGUAAAUACAUGGCUUGCUGCCUGUUGUACCGUGGUGAUGUGGUUCCCAAAGAUGUCAAUGCUGCCAUUGCCACCAUCAAGACCAAGCGUACCAUCCAGUUUGUGGAUUGGUGCCCCACUGGCUUCAAGGUUGGCAUCAACUACCAGCCUCCCACUGUGGUGCCUGGUGGAGACCUGGCCAAGGUUCAGAGAGCUGUGUGCAUGCUGAGCAACACCACAGCCAUUGCUGAGGCCUGGGCUCGCCUGGACCACAAGUUUGACCUGAUGUAUGCCAAGCGUGCCUUUGUUCACUGGUAUGUAGGUGAGGGGAUGGAGGAAGGCGAGUUUUCUGAGGCCCGUGAAGACAUGGCUGCCCUUGAGAAGGAUUAUGAGGAGGUUGGUGUGGAUUCUGUUGAAGGAGAGGGUGAGGAGGAAGGAGAGGAAUACUAAAGUUAAAAUGUCACAAAGGUGCUGCUUUUACAGGGAAGCUUAUUCUGUUUUAAAAGUUGAAAAGUUGUGGUCUGAUCAGUUAAUUUGUAUGUAGCAGUGUAUGCUCUUAUAUACAAUUACUGACCUAUGCUCUAAAACAUGAAUGCUUUGUUACAGACCCAAGCUGUCCAUUUCUGUGAUGGGUUUUGAAUAAAGUAUUCCCUGUCUUAA
This is a messenger RNA of Rhinopithecus roxellana (golden snub-nosed monkey), 1865 nucleotides long. Its product is annotated as tubulin alpha-1A chain. Gene Ontology annotation, cellular component: cytoplasm; microtubule. The record is from RefSeq and is a predicted model, not a curated record. NCBI's taxonomy places the organism in Eukaryota, Metazoa, Chordata, Mammalia, Primates, Cercopithecidae. Gene Ontology annotation, molecular function: GTP binding; structural constituent of cytoskeleton. The transcript has 4 exons. The coding region runs from base 300 to 1655 and encodes 451 amino acids. Gene Ontology annotation, biological process: microtubule cytoskeleton organization; mitotic cell cycle.